Gambusia affinis (western mosquitofish) is the source of this 1060-nucleotide messenger RNA. Its product is annotated as phospholipid hydroperoxide glutathione peroxidase-like. Gene Ontology annotation, molecular function: glutathione peroxidase activity. Gene Ontology annotation, biological process: response to oxidative stress. NCBI's taxonomy places the organism in Eukaryota, Metazoa, Chordata, Actinopteri, Cyprinodontiformes, Poeciliidae. The transcript is spliced from 7 exons. The record is from RefSeq and is a predicted model, not a curated record.
ACAAGGAGGUCAUGUGAUAAGAGCGGCCUCGAUGUGGCUGAGACCGACAGUUUUGCUAGGUGUAGUGGGGAGCAGGGUACUAGUCAGAGCUAUGUGUGCUCAGGUGGAUAAUUGGAAAACCGCCAAGUCUAUCUACGAGUUCUCUGCCAAAGACAUCGAUGGAAAUGAGGUGUCUCUGGAGAAAUACAAGGGUCAUGUUUGCAUCAUUGUAAAUGUAGCCUCCAAGUGAGGAAAGACAAAGGUAAACUACACUCAGCUUGCGAAAAUGCACGCUACGUACGCUGAGCAAGGUUUACGCAUCCUGGGCUUCCCAUGUAACCAGUUUGGAGGACAGGAACCAGGGACAGAAGCAGAGAUUAAGGAGUUUGCCAAAGGUUACAAUGCAGAGUUCGAUCUCUUUAGUAAGAUUGAGGUAAACGGUGACAAUGCUCACCCUCUGUGGAAAUGGAUGAAGGCACAACCCAAAGGAAAGGGAUUGCUUGGAAAUAACAUCAAGUGGAACUUCACAAAGUUCCUGAUAAACAAAAAUGGGGAGGUGGUGAAGAGAUACGGUCCAACUGACGAUCCAGAGGUGGUGGAAAAGGACCUGCCCCCAUACAUGUAACACUGUUUGGCGUUUCUCUAUUGCCUGACCUCUCACGUGAACUUCAGGGUAUUUGUGCGUGUGUAUCUGGACCAGUGACGGACCUGUCUUUAAACCCAACCUUGGGGGGGCAGGGCCUGAUGACCCCCAGCGUGCAGCUUAUUUCCAGAAACCCCUCGCUUCAAACCUUGUAAAGACCACUUGAGAGGACAGUUGUUAGCCAAUAUAGAGGGUUUGCAUCAUGGAUUUCACUAUAAACAGCCAUUCCUAUUUUUUUGUUUCAGUCCAAAUACCAUCCCAAUUUAUUUGUUUGGUAAUGAGUUUGCUUACAUUUUGUUUUGUAAGAGCAAAUGCCACAAAUAACUUGGCUUUCUGUAUAUCUAGUUUACCUUGCACUUGUCAAAACGCUUAUUGUUGGAACGUACACUGGUAACUUAUGGAACAAAAUGAAAAAAUAAAAUGCUGUCUUGAACAUUC